Messenger RNA from Phyllostomus hastatus (greater spear-nosed bat), 8608 nucleotides. RefSeq names its product melanoma cell adhesion molecule (gene MCAM). NCBI's taxonomy places the organism in Eukaryota, Metazoa, Chordata, Mammalia, Chiroptera, Phyllostomidae. Gene Ontology annotation, biological process: angiogenesis. The coding region runs from base 58 to 1977 and encodes 639 amino acids. Gene Ontology annotation, cellular component: plasma membrane. The transcript has 16 exons. The record is from RefSeq and is a predicted model, not a curated record.
CGUCAGCCCGGGCAGUCGCGAGCUCUCUCACUAAGCGCUGGCCCUCCGAGGGGAAGUAUGGGGCUGUCCAGGCUCCUCUGCGCUUUCCUGAUGGCCGCUUGCUGCUGCUGUGGCCGCGCCGCGGGUGUGCCUGGAGUGGCAGAGCAGCCAGAGCCUGAGCUGCUGGAAGUGGAAGUGGGCAGCACAGCCCUACUCAAGUGUGGUCCCUCCCAUUCCCAGGGCAACUUCAGCCAUGUCGUCGACUGGUUUUCUGUCCACAAGGAGAAGCCAAUACUCAUCUUCCGUGUGUACCAGGGCCAUGGUCAGAGUGAACCUGGGGAGUACCAGCACCGGCUCAGCCUCCAGGACAAAGGGACUACUCUGGCUCUGACACAUGUCACCCCCCAUGAUGAGCACAUCUUUCUGUGUCAGGGCAAGCGCCCUCAGUCCCAGGAGCACCGCUUCCAGCUCCGUGUAUACAAAGCUCCAGAGGAGCCAAGCAUCCAGGCCAAUGCCUUGGGCAUUUCUGUGAGCAGUAGGGUGCCAGAGGAGGUUGCUACCUGUGUGGCAAGAAAUGGCUACCCCAUUCCUCAAGUCAUCUGGUACAAGAAUGGCAGGCCUCUGAAGGAAGAGAAGAACCGGGUCCACAUUCAGUCAUCGCAGAUUGUGGAGUCAAGUGGUCUGUAUACUGUGCACAGUAUUCUGAAGGCACAGCUGCUUAAGGAGGACAAAGAUGCCCAGUUUUACUGUGAGCUUAACUACCGGCUGCCCAGUGGGAAUCACAUGAAGGAAUCUGGGGAAGUCUCUGUCCCUGUUUUCUACCCAGCAGAGAAAGUGUGGUUGGAAGUGGAGCCUAUGGGAGUGCUGAAGGAAGGGGACCGUGUGGAAAUCAGGUGUUUGGCUGAUGGCAAUCCCCCACCCCACUUCAGCAUCAGCAAGCAGAACCUCAGCACCAGGGAGGUGGUGGAGGAGGCAGUCGAUGACAAUGGAGUCCUGGUCUUGAAGUCUGUCCACAAGGAGCACAGCGGGCUCUACGAAUGUCAGGGCCUGGAUUUGGAAACCAUGGCAUUACUGUCAAGUGACCAACAGGAGCUCCUGGUGAACUAUGUGUCUGAUGUCUGGGUGAGUCCUGCAGCCCCUGAAAAGCAAGAGGGCAGCAACCUCACCCUGACUUGUGGGGCAGAGAGUAACCAGGCCCUUGAAUUCCAGUGGCUGAGAGAAAAGACAGGCAAGGUGCUGGGAAAGGGGCCUGUGCUUCAAUUACACAACCUGAACCGGAAGGCAGGGGGAGGCUACCGCUGCAUGGCGUCUGUGCCCAGCGUGCCCGGCCUGAACUCUACACAGCUGGUGAAUGUGGCUAUCUUGGGGCCCCCAUGGGUGGCAUUAAAGGAGAGGAAGAUGCAGGUGCAGGAGAACACAAUGUUGAAUCUGUCUUGUGAAGCCUCAGGACAUCCUCGGCCUAGCAUCUCCUGGAAUGUUGGCGGCAUGGCAAAUGAACAAGACCAAGAUUCACAGAGUGUCCUGAGCAUCUUGAGUGUCCUUGUGACUCCAGAGCUGUUGGAGACGGGUGUUGAAUGCGUGGCUUCCAACUCCCUGGGCAAAAACAGCACCAUCAUUUUCCUGGAGCUGGAUUCCAACAGAACCACUGAUCUCAUCACCUCCACUGUCAGUCCUUAUGCCAAAGCCAACAGCACCUCCACAGAGAAAAAGCUGCCAGAGCCCAAAAGCAAGGGUGUGGUCAUCGUGGCUGUGACCGUGUGCCUCCUGGUCCUGGCCGUGCUGGGUGCUGUCCUCUAUUUCUUCUACAAGAAGGGCAAGCUGCCUUGUGGGAGGUCAGGCAAACAAGAGAUAACGCUGCCCCCAUCUCGUAAGAGCGAAUUUGUAGUUGAAGUUAAGUCAGAUAAGCGCCCAGAAGACAUGGGCCUCCUUCAGGGCAGCAACGGUGACAAGAGAGCUCCAGGAGACCAGGGAGAGAAAUACAUCGAUCUGAGGCACUAGUCACUGAAUCAUACUGAACUCUUCCUCUUUUUGCCUGGACAUGUCCUGUUCCCUACUCACUCUCAUCCCCAGCACUCGGGAUGGUCACCAAUGCCUCUAAAGUGGACGGCAGAGAAGACUCCUACUCCAGCUUACCCACAGACCACAUUUCAUAAGGCCAAAGGGCUAGGACCAGAGCCAUACUGAGAAGGACCUCAGAUGGCUCAGGGGCCACACUGCCACAGUCUCAAUUUGUUGAGUGAUGCUUAUCGCAAGGAGGGGCCUCAAUAUUCCAGGAGUGGGUAGGAGAGUUUCUUGCAGAACAUGUUUUCUCUUUACACAUACUAUGGAAGUAAAUACCCUUCUUCUAUCAACAGCUAUCGAAGUAGGUAGCCUGUUUAUCUUGAAGUGAUUUACUGCCCCAAUGUUGGCUUCAUAAUGCAGUUGUAUCAAUGAUAUGAGGAUGCACUGAGAGCCCAAGCCCCCUCACCACUGGUGAAGUGUGUUGUGCACACCAGUUCUAGACAGUACCCCAGCAGGAUCUAGAAGCAGUUGCCUGCCUGCCUGUCUCUGGAGUCCCUUUUAUGACACUCCUUUCUUUGGGCAGAAGCCAGGAACUAGUAUCAUUCCUUAAAAGACUUGCUGGUUAUAUCUCAUUGUCCCUGCAGUAAGGAAACUGUGCACUGUUUUCCAGAGUUAAGCCCAUUGAGUGCAAGCCUCUAUAUUCAUUUGGCUCUCAUAAUCAUGAUUGAAAAUGAGAGUAAGGCACAGAGAUGAGAUAAGGUCCACAUGGUUCUUUAAGGGGAUUAAUAAGGUUAUAGUUAUACUAGCAUCAAACUUCUACAAACUGAGCUAAUGGGCAUAGACCACAAAAGAAGGGGCUUAAUGGGAAGAUGAUACUUUAAGGAUAAGAACCAGGGGCUUGGCCAGAGCUUGGGGUAUGUAUGUGUAUCUGUGUGUGUUUGUGUGGUUUUGUUGUGUGUAAAUUUGCAAAUGGUUUCCUUUACACACACACACACACACACACACACACACAAUAAAGCCUAAUUGUCCCAGAAAUCUUACGCUGUUUUUUAUUCAUUAUGGGGACCACAGCAGACUGGGGCCUCUGGAAUUGGAAUGGUACUAAAAGGAACACACACUUUUUGCAGUUGGCAGCAGAGCAAAUGGCUUAAACCCUAGCAUAGAGGACAACCUCGCCACUCAGCAGCAGAGCUGCCCUGGUCCAGGCAGCCCACAGGACCUGGCAGGCUGUUGACAAGGAGCUGUUGCCCUUUUUCUACAGGUUGCUGUCACUGAGACUUGUCCUUGAGGUAGUAGUACAGACUUGCUAAGUAGAUCCAUAUCUGCCUGAUGUAUCACUCCUCCACCCCAACAAAAGAGCAAGAACUCAAGUCAGCUACAGCAAAAGAAAUUUUAUUUAAAAAUACUUUUACAGACAUGGGUGCUUGAAAAAGCUCUUUAGUUAACUGUAUAUAAGUGAAUUAAUAAAUAACAUUAGUAUAACAAACCUCUAAACAAUACAUUGGCAAAACAAAGACUUAAAAUGAAAAUGAAUCUUAAAGCUCUGCUAUUCUCUGUAAGAAUAUUUACCUUGUUUUUCUUAUUCUUUACAUGUGAGAAUGAUUAAAUACUACUAACAUUAAGAAUUUUAUAUUAAUGACACAUUUUUAAAACAGCCAACAAAAAUCUCACCUAAGUUUUCACGUUGUUUAACAUUGAUAUACAAAUUGAGACUCUUUUAUUCUGGAGAAAGCAGCAAGCUCCCUCCAGCCCCAAUAUGUUAAAUCCCCAAAAAAGGACUUUAAAAAGAAUUGUUUCUGUCCCCAAAAUUUUCAUUAGUUAUAGGCAAGGAAGAACUGAGAAAAGGGAAAGAAUUAAGUAAAAUGCUAUUAUACAGAAAACAUUUUUCCUCCUCCCCCGUCUCCUGAGACCUAGUGGCCAUAAUAAUGGUGACAGGCUUCUGGUAUUUGGUUCUCUCUGCCUUUCCCAGGGGAAACUAGACCCCACAGAGGGCACUAGCUGCUUAAUGCUUUCAGUUUGAAAGUCUUCAAACAAAAGGGAGAGGCAGGAGGUCUAGGCCAGUUCAGGAUCCACCAUAAAGAAAAGACAGAAACAGAAAAAUCUCCCCUUUUAAAGUAUAUCUGACAUGCAGCUGGGUCAUUAAUAAGAUCAGGAGGCCAGGACACUUGAAAUGCUCCAGAGUAAACCUGGAAAUCGUGGAAUAUUGUGUCUUUUCUUGCUGGAGACAGCAUAAUAACAUAUUGACCUAAUAACUAAGACUCUAAUGGGAAGCAACCAAAUGAUCCAGAAUACAAUGCUUGUUUAUUCCAACUAAGCAUCAUGGCAAGGGAAAGGGACCACUGACACUGUGCCCCUGUGUGUCAUAUCCAGCCACACAGAGUACUUUUUCCUUUUCCCUAGACUGUAGGGAUCAGUGACACUCAACAUAAAAGAGAGCUAAGACUGCUAUUUCCAUAUUAAGGUCUAAAAUGCAGCCUUUCCUUACAAAGGCACAAUAUGUUUGGCUUUUUUUUUUCCAGUGUGCUAAAAAUUGUUUUUGUUUUGAAUAAAAGAAAAAGAUAUAUAAGGUUAAAAAUCCCAAGUCGCCACAGAAAGCAGAUGUAAGAGGUACUUGAUAGCUGCCAUGGCCCAACCACAUGUUUCAGCAGGUCAAGGCCAACACACUACAACAAUGCUGACAAGGGUAGAUCAGGAGGCAUCUACUUCAUGGACACUGCUCCUGCAAGCUUACUCACCGAGACAGCAAAAGAGGCCAAGAAGAGAAAACACAUGGUCUAUAGACUCAUAAGUAGCUCUCUGCUUCUUCAGUUUCCAGAUAGCCACAAGGAUGGCAACCCACACCCAUCAUAACAGGGUCAGAGGUAAGGAGGAAGGACAGAACUGACCACAGUACAGCCCACUGUGGGCCUGGGCAGUUGCACAGAGCAUGUGUUGAGCAAGCCUUGUCUGGUCUCCAAGUCUAGUUCAUGGGUAGAAUUUGUGAGAGGUGAUGUGGAGGGUGCCGCCCACAUUAAUUUGGGGGAUUGAGUUAAGAAUAUGGGGCCAGGCAAUUAGAACUCUGACUUAUUGAGAUGCCAAAUCAGCAGAUUUGAGUUUGGUCUUCGGCCUUUGCUCUGCACAAACAGGAGUGGUAAGCCACCAUUUUCUCAGGCACUAUGUAAGAAGAGGGGCAGCACCUGCCAUCUGACUAUGAAUGAGCCUCCAUGCAGCACCUGUGUACCCCUACUUUCCCACCUCUUACUCUUUAUGUUUUCCAGAACCAAGAAAUAUGGUACUCCUCUCUGAAAUCAACCCAGGUUUCCUAGAACACUGAAGGUAGACCCUACACUAGAAUAUCAAAGGCAAAGUCUGAUAACCCACCCUAUGCCAUGUGCCUCAAUAUACAUCUUUGGAUUAUUAGGUUGUUUCUAUGUAUAUAUAACAAUCCAAUAGUUUUUAAAAGUUCUCAUUAUGAAAUGCCUUAAUAACACAGGACAGACUACAGGAUGACAUAAAGAUCAAAAGAUUCAGGCAAGCAGAAGCACAGUUUCAAAAAUAAAAAUAAAGGUUUUAAUACAGGACUACAAAGAAAGCAAUUGGACAGGGAAGGUGAAGAUAUCCUGUCUAAAGAGCUCAGUAAAACAAGAAAACUCCAUUCUAAACGAAUCUAUAUGUAAUUUAUAUCCUGACAACUCUCCCAACUAUUACAUAUUCUUAUUGGCUACAACAAAGCAGUUUCUGAGGUACCUAGGGGGGCUGCCUAAGAACAUUACUGAGGAGCUCUCCUCAUAUAGUAAAUGGAAGGGUGAGGAGAAGGGUAUAGAGGGACACAGGUCAUAGAAUGAAUCCCUUUUCAGUGCUGAAACCUUAAGACAGCCCAGAAGUCCAUGGGUGACUACAGUGGGAUUUGGGAUGAUCUCUCUAAAUGAUACAAAAGAAGGCUAAAAAACCUGAGAUAGAAGGGGGCUAAGAAAUAUCACCCUAAGAACAGACUAGCUCCAAAACAGGAGAAACUGGUCUUUAAGAGAGAAGAAAUCUUGGACACAAAGACUCAUAAAAAGAAGAAAAAUAGGAAAUGAAGCAAAACAACCUGAAUUAAAUGUAAGAAUGUCCUUGAUGUUCCAGACACAGUGCCACAGUUGUCUUCUUGCUCUCAAAAAAGUAGUAUGAUAGCAGUUUACUGCUAAAGUAUUUUUAGGGUAUCUCUCCCAUCUACAUAUGUCCCCUUCUCUGAGAACGCUCACCUGCCCCCUGAAGGAACAUGCUGCUGUUGCCCCGUGUGGGAAGGCUGACGGGUUGGGGGUAGAUACCCAAUCAAUGUGCUAGGGUGGUCACAUUCUUUCUUGAGAAUAUAAACCAAGAGGUACUGGAAUCUGGUUCAUGGUGAUCUCUCAAGUUGUGGACUUAAGAAUCAGGGUGUCUAUUUUGGGCCUAUGCAUGCCAGUAAACACAAUGACAAGCAAAAGGACUAGGUGCAAAGUGGUCCAGUUCCAUGUAAGAGUCAAGUGUAUUUCUUGUCCUGGGUUCUGUGAAAUACCCUGCAUCCUUAUGACUCUCUCCUUUCUUUAGUUUCAGUACUUGCUUCUUGCAUCCAAAGGAUUCCCAAAAGGAUAGUCAAAGAUACAACCUUGACCUUCCACUAUGCACCGUCCUCCAUGUAUUAAAUGGUUAGAUGCAGUUCUAAAGAAAGACUACUAAUGUAGACUGAGAUCAAAGUAGUGAGAGUAAUGCUUUUUAUGUUGAAUUAAAAUGCUAUAGACUGAAUUUCUAAAGACUGAAAGUCUAGGAGAAAAUGAUGAUGUAUGGAUUUUAAUACUAAGUUCUAGGAUGUCUGAGGUCUCUAAGCUCCCGACAUUUAAAAAAAAAUCCUUACUCAAGGAUAUGUUUGAUUUUAGAGCGAGAAGAAGGGAGAGAGGAGAGAGAGAAAGGGAGAGAGAUAGAGAGAGAGAUGUAAAUAACAUUGACUGGUUGUAUCCCAAAGGUGCCCUGAGAGGGGAAUCAAAUCCGCAACCUGUGCGCCCUGACUGGGAGUUGAACCUGCAACCUUUAGGUGUAUAGGAUAACACUCCAACUAAGCCACCCAGCCAAGGCAAGGCUGACAUUUUUGAGAACUGAUUGAGUUCAGUGUAUUUUACUGCCUGACUCUAGGGAGACCAAACAAUGGUUGAAGAUCAGGACCAAUGACAAGUGCCCAUCCAUUUUCCACACCUUCAUCCACUCUUAAAACAUAGGAUUAGGCUGCAAAACUUGGUGAAGGACUGGAAAACAAGUUCCAAAUAAAAUGGGAGAUGGUGACAGGUCACAGAAGGCUGAUAAGGAAACUUCCCAACAAGGGAGAUCAGGGACACAAGCAGCCCAAGUGAAAAAGAUGAAGGGAGGCAUUAGAUUAGAAAGGGAACCGUGGGUAGAUGCUUUCCUUAAACACUUAAUUGCUUUAUUGUGCAACUCUCAGUCAACAUACCCCUCAAACCACCACACAGAUUCAUUAACCAGGACAGCUCUGAAAGGAAAUAUAAGAGCCAUGAAUGAAAACUAUACAAUCUUACUGGGAAGGGCUACUUUAGGGCCAGAUCCAAGUGCUGGGCAGCCAAGUACAAUCCCCCAACAUCAGUAAAUCACCACAUGGUGGUAGGAGAGAACACAGAGCUGACACUUCUGGCAAAUGGUAAAUCACUCAUAAACUUUUGCUGAAUGAACAAACAAACUGGUAAACAGCCGGGUCAAUGGUCAAAAUGCUGUUACUCCAUGGACAGAGUCAGAAGAACACAGUAAGAAGGGGGACUUCCAAAUAGUUGGGAAGAAGGUCUAUAACCCUCUGACUUUCAUGAUGUGAGGUAGGAGAAGAUUCUGAAUUAACACCAUUGCUAUCACCCACAGAAAGGUGCAGAUCCUUAGUGCAUAUGUGAAUGUUGCCAAGAAAAUAAAUCUUAAAACUUCUCAUCACAAAGAAAAAAAGAUUUUUUUAGCUUUGUAUGGUGAUGGAUGCUUACUAAAUUUAGAAACUUACUGUGGUGAUCAUUUUGCAGUGUAUAUAAAUAUUGAAUCAUUAUAUUGUAUACCUGAAACUAAUAUAUCAAUUAUACUUGAAUAAAAAAGAAAAAAGGGUCUAGAUCUUGUUAAUAGUGCCUUAAAGGGAACUUACAGCUGGGUUCCUACUUUGCAAGCCAUUUACAAAAAUUCAUUUGUAUGUUCACUUGUUGGACCAUAAAACAUAGUUUACUUUUCUAUGUAAGAAAUAAAUACUUCAAGUAUGAAGAAGAGCAAUAGCCCCCCUGCCCAACAUUUUUUUUUUUAUCCACAAAACAGCAAAAUGAUACAUCCGAGGCCCUGGUGCUGAAAGUCUAUAAAAGAAGAGAGCAAUCAGAAGAAUGGUAGAAUGUUUACAGUGGGGCUGAGGAAAGAGGGCUGUGGGAGAGAAUGACUAUCCACUAUUUACAUAAAGAGUAAUAGAUAAAUUCAAGAUGAUAAGUUGCUCAAUCUAUUAUGUACCUAAAGGGAGGUAUAACAUAGAGCCUACAGACUUUUUCCAUGUUGGGAACCGCCCUGACUGGUAUUAGAAGCUGAGACCCCCGCCUAGGCUAAAGCUAAGGGAACGCCCUUGGAACCGUGAGCCGGCAAGGAGAAAAAAGCUUAUCUCCCUGGCAGUAAU